CUCCAAACCAGGCUUUGAUUCCAGAUGUGUCGGCUUCCAGCUUUUUGCUAUGCCUGAUGCCGACCUAUGGCAGGUCGGUCGGGGAGAGCGCGGCCACCUGGGUCAUCAGUGCAGGCGGUGGGCUUCCUGCUGAACCACCGCCUCUUCUCACAGCCCCUGGCACUAGAGCCGCGCGCCAAAGGUCAAGACAAUUUCUUAUUGGUCGGCCCAAAGUUGCCCGACUACCUUGCUCAGUUUCAAGAAGCUAUCGACAUUGUGCUCGAGAACCUGCCAGAGGUGGACUGGCGUCGCUGCGCCAACGGGGAUGCAGCCGUCACGGUGAUGGCACGUCAACUUCGGGCCUGGAAUGGUCCACGAGCGCAGGAUGCCCAGCGGCCCGAGGAGCCAGACGAUGAGCAGGACGUGUUCAUGAACUUGCCACAUCAUGAUGACUACUGGCCCGGGGCUGACUACUUUGUGGUCAGCGAUGCGCCCUACCGCACUCUUUUUUAUCCAGAAGGUCCGGAUGCGGGCGUUCGGCGCUUCCCGGCGCACAGCGUCAUCCGCUACGACGCCCAGGCAGUGCACUCCGCGCCCGGCUUUUGCCCCGCAUCGAUGCCAGGAGCGGCCCCCGUUCUGCGGACCUUCCUGAGGGUGCAUGCCUACGAUCCUUUGUGGAGCAUCCAGCGCCUGGCGCACUUUGCCCCCCUGUUGCAGCCGCCGGGUCCUUCGGAGUGGCGAAGGCCCACACCCUGCGAAGCAGAGGAUGUGGUCAAAACCUGCUUCGACGAGCUGCACCCGUGUGAGCGCUGUUGUGACCUGUCCAAGGGGCCACUGGGAGACAGUGCCUGCUGGGCUGGUUGGAUGAACUACCAGAAGUGUUGCGGCCCAGCGUCCCGUCUCUGGGCCGGCUGCGGCUGGCGGCGAGGUGCUGACCUGUUUGCGCACGAGUUUUUCUCGCUGGAACCACCUCGACUGCACAGCGCUGCGCAAUGCCAGCAGCGGUGCCAGGAAGACUCGGGCUGCGGUGGAUGGACGCACUUCCCAGAGAACUGGGAGCCCAUCGGGUGCAGUCUCCCCGUGGCGGCGAUCCUUGGUCUGCGGAGAGUUUGCGUGCUCAGGAUCACCGCGCAGGCGCCUCCAACCCCUCACGCCGGCCUCAUUUGGGGCCCACGGGACUGUCCAGAGCCAGGUGGAUGCUUGCAGAUCGGAGUCGAUCAGGUCGGCCACGACAUGGCCUUUCUCAAGGAAGUGCCAGAUGCCGCAGCCUGCCGGAAGCAGUGUCAGGACACAGAGGAAUGCCGCGCUUUCACCUACUUUCCUGACAGCUACGUGGGUGACGCCAGCCCUCGCUGUGUGAUGCCUGCGGCGCUGCUGGUUUGGUUUCAGAACCGCUGCCUCUUGAAGAUCGGUGCCACCCUGCCGGUUGAAGAGCCGCAGUGGCUUCCGAUGGGCAAUGUAGUGUCCAGUGGCCGCGGGUGUCCGCCCGCCAGGCCUUGGCUGCGGAGCAACGGCUCGGAUCCAGCAGUGGAUGGGGACUAUCGACGGGAGCACUGUGUCACCAGGCAGCCUUGGCGCCUGGAGCUUGACGCGGCGUACACGGUGACACGGAUCAUGCUGUGGACAGGUGCGCUGUCCACACUGCCCUGGCGGGAGCCGCUGGUCUACGAGGUGAUGCUGGCGGCAGAUGGGGAGGAUAUUUUCUGCGGCCUUGCAGAGGAGAGCCUCGGCGGCCACGCUGUGGUGGUGCACUGCUCGGAGACAGCUGCAGGCAGAGCAGUUCAAGCAGUCAUCGUGCGCAGCGCGGGUGAGGACUUUUCCCUUUGCGAGAUUGAAUUGCAAGUGGCACCCGUACCCUGCAGUUCCUUGCUGGAGAAGGCCUUCACCAUCCACGGCCACGCUGCUCUCUUAUUCCCGCCAGGGCAAGCGCGCCUGUCGGAGCUGCCUGGCGCCGGUGAAGCCUGCGAGCGCACUGGUGGCAGCUUUGUGGAGCUGCAAGGGGGAAAAGUCAUUUGCGUCGAGGCUGGGUGCGCGCCCUCGAAGUGCUUGGAAGACUUCGACGCCCACACCGAGAUUUAUGCGCCCUUGGCCGUGCUGGGGCUUUGGAACCCUAAGUUGGAGAAUGCAGCUCUGGGCUGCGAUUCCAUCCAGCAGGCUCCGAAGGGGCGCAUGUACGAGGCCACCAUUAUGAUCUUCAAUGGUGGCCGUUCGGACGUGGGCGGCGAAGAGAUGACCACGCACUGGUGCUUUUGCGCGCCUCUCAACUGCGCGGACAAUGACGCGGCAGCAGUGGCCACCCGGCUUGUUGCGCGGCAAGGCCUUACAUGGGAGGCUUUGCAGCCCAACUCAGAGGUAGAGCUGCGGAAUGUGCGCGCAUUAGCUCGUUGGGAGGACGUAAAGCUUGAUUUUCUCAUCGCGGGCUUCGCACGCUCUGGCACUCACUCGGUACGUGGCAACCUCAUGCAGCACCCUGAGGUGAAGAUUGCGGAGCAGGAGUUGACCUUCAACUGGGCUGCUCUGCCACAGCAACUGCAGGUUUGGAACUACAUGGCCAACUUCAGGGAGGAGAGCAGGCCUCGCCUGUGGGGUGGCAAAGGGGAAGGUGUGGCGCUGAGUCGGCGGGUGCUCCGGUUGGCCUCCAAGAUCCCCAACUUGCGGCUGAUCAUCAUGGUGCGUGAGCCAGUGGAGUGGCUGGAGUCCUUGUACAACCUGCGGAAGUUCGAGUGCCUCUACCACAAGACGUGUCCAGAGAUUCCCACCCUGGAGGACGUGGUUCUUCACGGGGCCACCUUCGAAGACGUGAAGGCGGAGGACGCCUUUCUGUCCCAGUCUUUGGAGCAGGCCGUCAAGUUCUUCCCACCCUCUUCCGGAAGGCUUCUGCUGCUGGAGUUUGAGCUGCUGCGGAGCCGGCCGAGGGAGGCCUUCGAUCGCAUCACCACCUUCCUGGGCCUCCGCGCCUUCCCCCCGGACUUCGAGUUCUCGAGGCACGCGACGGAGGACCGGCAAGCGUAUGACAGCAUGGGCCAGCGCGAGAGCCUUUGCUCUGAGCGCUUGUUGCCGGUGCUGGAAGUGUUCAAAGAGAGGAUGGCCAGGAAUCAGGAGCAUGCCCGGCUGGUGGCGCUGCUGGCCCAGGCAGGCGCUCCCUGGGUUUCAAGCCGGCUACUUCUCAACCGGACCCACUGCGACUGAUGCGGGGGAAGGGAAA
Effrenium voratum is the source of this 3184-nucleotide messenger RNA. NCBI's taxonomy places the organism in Eukaryota, Dinophyceae, Suessiales, Symbiodiniaceae. The record is from the annotation of a GenBank genome assembly.